UCGGAGUGGCGGGAAAGCAGCGGUCCCACCUCCGGCUCUGAUCCCUGGGCUUGGACUCGCUGACUGUGGUCUCGCACCCAUUCGGGCUAAUGGAUUCUGCUGAGGUGGAGUUCCUGGCCGAAAAGGAGCUGGUCACCAUCAUUCCCAAUUUCAGUCUGGACAAGAUCUACCUCAUUGGGGGGGAUCUGGGACCAUUUAAUCCUGGCUUACCUGUGGAAGUCCCUCUUUGGCUGGCAAUCAACCUAAAACAGAGACAGAAGUGUCGAGUGAUCCCUCCUGAAUGGAUGGAUGUUGAAAAAUUGGAGGAAAUACGAGAUCAAGAGAGAAAGGAAGAAACAUUUACCCCAAUGCCUAGUCCUUACUACAUGGAACUUACCAAACUGUUAUUAAAUCAUGCCUCGGACAACAUCCCCAAAGCAGAUGAGAUCCGGACCCUGAUUAAGGAUACAUGGGAUACUCGAAUAGCUAAACUCCGGGUGUCUGCCGACAGUUUUGUCAAACAGCAAGAAGCUCAUGCCAAGCUGGACAACCUGACCUUGAUGGAGAUCAACACGGCUGGAGCAUUCCUCACCCAGGCCCUGAAUCACAUGUACAAACUCCGCACCAACCUCCAUCCUGGAGAGAGCGCUCCGUCUCAGGACUUUUAAAGGAAAGUGUUGUGACAAGAGAGACCCCCCCCUUAAGCUCUGUAAGACUGGGGGUGGGGGGAGGCUAGCUAAACCUGACCCACUCCGUAGGAAUGAACUUCCCCUAUUUGGGAAUUUAUUGACAUUCUCAGAAUGUCCGAGGCACCUGGAGAUGACAAGGGGCAGUGAGUCAGUCACCUUUUCUCUUUCAGUAAGAGAAACAACAGUUAUGAGACUGACUGUUAUUCAUCAGGCCACCCUCACUUGCAGAAGAUGUCCUGUGGCCCUGAAUCUAUCUCAGACCCUAGAAGGGGAAAGAUUUAUAUGAUCUAUCUCAGACCCUAGAGCAAAACAAUUCCUUCUCUGGCAGAUUGCUCUCCAGCCCCCAUCCCUUGCCAAAAUGAAUGGUGCUAAAGCACUUAGAGUUUAUGAGUUCAAGUUUUUUGAAUUUGCCCCUUACUUUAGAAAAAAAAAUUCAGUUAUUGUUUCCUUUGUUUGAUAAUGUAGAUAACCUCAAUCAUUGGCCAUGGACCCAGGGAGUGGAUAAUCCCGACUUAUUCCUCUUAACCUUCUCCUCCACUGGGUAUGGCAUAAACUGCAGUUUAAAAUUAGUAGGGAUUGGGCAGCUAGGUAGGGGCUCAGUGAAUUAUUAGGCCUGGAGAGGGAAGGUCCUGGGUUCAAAUGUGGCCUCUGAUACUUCCGAGCUGGGUGACCCUCAUGUAAGUCCCUUAACCCCCAUUGCUUAGCCCUUGCUGCUUUUCUGUCUUGGAACGGAUACUUAGUAUUGAUUUCAAGAAGGGAAGAGAUUCUCCUCAUUCUCCCAAUUUCAUUCUGCUUCAGUUGAUGUGAGGUAUUCAUUCAGAAGGAAAGUAAAGGUUUAAAAGGAAAAGCCUGGUAGAGAUUGAUGCUUUUCCUUUGACUGUAUAUCUUUACAAGAUAACGGUGGCACAAUUAUGAAGAUAUGAUUUAGAAUUUAAUGCUGUCUUUGUUUCAUUUUUCUACCGACCUAACUAUCUUCUCAGCCAGGUUGUGAAGUUAGAAAUAUGGCGGAUUGGGACAAUCGUAUUGGGUUGUUAGUGAUGUUGACAUGUUUAGCUUUGGCUCUUUCUAGUGAAACACAGAGACUGAAUCAACUUCAGAAGGGGCAUAACAGUCUGUAGGGUUUGCCCAGUAUUACUGCUAAUAGUAAAUGGUCACCUAGUUUAUGUGUCAAAGUGGUUGAAAGAGCUGGGCCGGCCGUUUCAUUCUGGGGUCAUUUUAAAGGCCAAGUUGAAUUGCACACCAGACACGUGGCCAGUUGUUUGUCAAUAAACUGAUAAACUAUUC
Molecule: messenger RNA, 1952 nt
Organism: Monodelphis domestica (gray short-tailed opossum)
Lineage: Eukaryota; Metazoa; Chordata; Mammalia; Didelphimorphia; Didelphidae
Gene: GINS2
Product: GINS complex subunit 2
Biological process (GO): double-strand break repair via break-induced replication; DNA replication
Cellular component (GO): nucleus; GINS complex
Source: RefSeq, a predicted model, not a curated record